Dermacentor albipictus is the source of this 2751-nucleotide messenger RNA. NCBI's taxonomy places the organism in Eukaryota, Metazoa, Arthropoda, Arachnida, Ixodida, Ixodidae. The record is from RefSeq and is a predicted model, not a curated record.
AUGCAUUUGCAUCAAAGUGACGGUGGAAAUACUGAUUUCUUGCCCUACCUGUCGAAACAGCUGCGUGCCUGCAUCGUCCUCGCCUUGGCCACCAGCGCCUUUGCUGGUCACGUUGCUGGAGGUUACACCCUCGCCAGCAACCUCGGUUACGGCCUAGGCUACGGAAGCCUCGGCUAUGGCGGUCUCGGCUAUGGUGGCCUGGGUCUCUCCCAUUACGGCCUGUCCCAUGGAGUCGGCUACUCCGGCCACACUGGCCAUGGUGUUGGUUACGGAUACGGAUAUGCCCCAGCCGCUAGCUACGCCGUCGCUGCCCCAGCUGUUACCGGAACCGUUUCCACCUACCACGCUGCUCCAGCUGUGACCGCUGUCCACGCUGCCCCAGCCGUUACCGCUGUCCACGCCGCUCCAGCUGUCGCCACCUACGCUGCUGCCCCAGCCGCCGCACCAGCUGUCACCUACGCUGCCGCCCCAGCUGUCACCAGGGUGGUGCAGUCCACUCCAGUUGUCCAGACCUACGCCGCCGCCCCAGCCGUCACUCGUGUCGCCACUUACGCUGCCCCAGCAGUGACCAAGGUUGUCCAGUCGGCUCCUCUUGUCCAGAGCUACGCCGCUGCCCCAGCCGUGACCGCUGUCCACGCUGCUCCAGCUUUCGCUGCUGUCCACGCUGCCCCAGCUGUUACCACUGUUGCCCACGCUGCCCCAGCCGUCGCUACAUACGGCGUUUCCCACGUUGCCCACGCUGCCCCCGCGGUGGCUACCUACGGCGUUGCUCACGUUGCCCACGCUGCUCCAGCCGUCGCUGCCUAUGGUGUUGCUCACGCUGCCCCAGCCUACUACGGUUACGGUGUUGGCUCCCUCGGCUACGGUGCCGGCAGCUAUGGUUACGGUCAUGGCCUGCUCGGCUAUGGCCUGAACUACGGCUAUGGCCUUGGCUCUCCUCUCAGCUACUCCACCCUCCUCCGCAAGAAGAAGUGUGUGAUCUACGAUGUUGACUUGACAAUUUCGAACUCGGACCUGCCAAUUCUGAUCAAACCGGCAUACGAAGAAGUAGUCAUAACGGACGUAUGCCGACUCGGCAACAGCCGUUGUGUGAAGAUUGUGUCCAAGGAAGAUUCCAUCCCUUCGCACGUAAAGGGUGGAGUAGCUGAGAGGAGAGCCAAGGCCAUAGCCGUAGUUCAGGCCGUAGCCGAGGAGACCAUGACCGUAACCGUAGCUACCGACACCGUAGCCGAGGGAGCCAACACCAUAACCGUAGUAGGCUGGGACAGCGUGAGCAACACCAUAGGUAGCGACGGCUGGGGCAGCGUGGGCAACGUGGGCAACACCGUAGGUGGCCACCGCUGGGGCAGCGUGGGCAACAUGGGAGACGCCGUAACUAGCGACGGCUGGGGCAGCGUGAGCAAUGGUGGCAACAGCUGGGGCAGCGUGCACAGCGGUCACCGCUGGGGCAGCGGCGUAGCUGGCGACGAGUGGAGCAGACUGGAGAACCUUGGUCACAGCUGGGGCAGCGUAAGUGGCGACACGAGUGACGGCUGGGGCGGCGGCGUACGUCUGGACAACUGGAGCGGACUGGACCACCCUGGUGACAGCUGGGGCGGCAGCGUAGGUCACAGCUGGUGCGGCCUGGACCACCCUGGUGACAGCUGGGGCGGCAGCGUAGGUGACAGCUGGUGCGGCCUGGACCACCCUGGUUACAGCUGGGGCGGCAGCAACGACUUGAGCAGAACGGACAACGCUGGUCACGGCAGGGGCAGGAGCGUAGGUGGCGACAGCUGGAGUGGCGUGGACAGCGGUAACGGCUGGGGCAGCGUGCACAGCAGUCACAGCUGGAGCAGCGUGGUAGGUGGAAACGGUUCCGGUAACAGCUGGGGCAGCGACGGCGUAGCUAGCGGCUGGGGCAUAUCCGUAUCCGUAACCAACACCAUAGCCAGUGAGGCCGGAGUAGCCGACACCAUGGGACAGGACAUAAUGAGAGAGACCCAGACCACCAUAGCCGAGACCACCAUAGCCGAGGCUUCCCUUCGUGCCUGCAUCGUCAUCGCCUUGGCCACCAGCGCCUUUGCUGGUCACGUUGCCGGAGGUUACACCCUCGCCAGCAACCCUGGUUACGGUCUCGGCUAUGGCAACCUUGGCUAUGCUGGCCUUGGCUACGGUGGCCUUGGGCUCUCCCAUUACGGCCUUUCCCAUGGAGUUGGGUACUCCGGCCUGACUGGCUAUGGCGUUGGUUUCGGACACGGAUACGCCCCAGCCACUAGCUACGCCAUCGCCGCCCCAGCUGUUACCCGCACCGUUUCCACCUACCACGCUGCUCCAGCUGUGACUGCCGUCCACGCUGCUCCAGCGGUGACCGCUGUCCACGCCGCCCCAGCUGUCGCUACCUACGCUGCCGCCCCAGCUGUGACCACCGUGACCGCUGUCCACGCUGCUCCAGCUUUUGCUACCGUCCAUGCUGCUCCAGCUGUUACCACCGUUGCCCAUGCUGCCCCAGCUGUCGCUACCUAUGGCGUCACCCACGCUGCUCCAGCCGUCGCUGCCUACAGCGUUGCCCACGCUGCCCCAGCCGUCGCUACCUACGGAGUUGCCCACGCCGCACCAGUCCACUACGGCUACGGCGUUGGCUCCCUGGGCUACGGUGUCGGUCACUACGGUUACGGCCAUGGCCUCCUCGGCUACGGCCUGAACUACGGCUACGGUCUUGGCUCCCCUCUGAGCUACGCCAACCUCCUCCGCAAGAAGAAGUGUAAGUUCUAG